UGCGGGAGAGGUGGGGUUAAAACCGGGAGGCUUUGCAGUGGGAGCCCUGGUGGGCUAGGCUGCAUUGUGAUCGCGACAGAUGUCUGAGGGGCACUCCUCAGACCCACACUGCACCCUCAGAGAGCAAGACCGGAAUCCGCAGCUGUCACUCCCAAGGCUUUCGCCUCUAUUAUCACAUUCAAGCGGAGUCUGGAGACCAACUGAUUACUUUCCUCAGUACAGGUGACACCAUGGGAGGGAAACUGAGCAAGAAGAAGAAGGGGUAUGAUGUGAGUGAUCCCAAAGAAAAAAAGGAUGAUACUGCAGCACCAGCUGCAAGUGCCGAGGAGUCUGGUAAAGAAGAUGAUGCAGCACCACCCACAGAAGCUCCUGUGACAACUGAAUCGGGCAAUGGGGAAGAGGAAGCUGUUGGAUCAGCUGUUGCAGUAGUAACUGAAGCAGGAAAAAACCCUGAACUGUCUAAAUCUGCUCCACCUGAAGAACAAGCAGUAGUAGCAGCUGUAAUACCAGAAGAACCAGUCACAGUCAACCAAGAACCAGUUCCAGUUCUAGAACAACCAGUCCCAGUCAAGGAAGAAGCAGCUCCAGUUCCAGAACAGACAGUCGUAGUCAAUGACGAGGUAGUUUCUGUUCCAGAACAACCAGCCAUUGUCAAGGAAGAAGCAGCUCCAGUAACAGAAACCAUCGUUGUCAAAGAAGAUGCAGCUCCAAUUCAAGAAGAAGAAGAAGCCGCAUUCAAACAAGAUGCAGCUCCAGUAUCAGAAGAACAAGAGGAAGAAGCUACAAUUACAGCGGAAUCAUCUUCAGUACUAGAAGACGUGGCUUCAAUACCAAAUGAACCAGUCGCAGGCACAGAGGAAGCCACUCCAGUUCAAGAGGAAGCAGCUGCGGUAUUAGAAGAACCUACCACAGCACCAGAGGAGGCAGUUCCAGUUCUAGAAGAACCCGCUGCAAUAUCCGAGGCAACAUCACCAUUACCAGAAGAAGCUACAGUCAAAGAGGCUGUAACAAUUGAGGCAGAACCAGAGUUUGCAGCUGCACCCGAACCUAUCGAAGAACCUUCUCCAGCUAAAGAAACUGUGAAAAAACUACACGUUGUUCCUGCCAGUCCAGAGGAGUCACUCAAAGAGCCAGAACCCAUUCUAGUGACUCUUACAGAGCCCGAGGACAUUUCAGAGGAGAUAGCCCCACCUCCAUUUGUUCAGGAAUUUGAACCACUGGCUGAACCAGUAAUAGAGCAAGAGACAAUUUUGGAGACUGAAAUAGAGCAGGCAACAAAACCCGAGACAGAAUCAGUGACAGAGAACGAACCAGAGCCAGAACAGGAGGUUGACACAAAGGAACCUCCAGCUGAGGAACAAGGUCAAGAAGAUGAGCCUUAUCCAACAGUGGCCACAGAUGACAGCAUGGAACAUAAGACUGUGGAUGCUGAGGAAAUCAACAACAAAUGUAUGCCUUCAAAUGAUGAAUCAGCUGGACCAGACAUAGCAGAACCUGCAGGAUCUGAUGUGAUUGCUGAAACCUCUGUGGAAAAUGUGCCUUUUCCAGAGAGUGUGGUGGAAACAAAGAUGGAAAAUGGUGAUACGGAGAGCGCUCCUCUUACAGAGGAUGUGGUGGAAGUAGCGGCACUCCCGGUUGUGAAUGGAGAGCGCACAGUCUCCACACACCCAGAGGAAUGUGUUAAUGGUAUUGAGAAGUCAGUGGAGUCACCUGUGAAGAAGCUGAGUGACUUUGAACUGAAAACGGACGUUAACCUGACUGGGGAUGCCCAGGAAGCCCCAGAGGCCGUCACUGACAUUGUGGAGGCUUUGAGUACUGAGGUCACUGAGGAAGCCUGAUCUUUCAACUUAAUGUGAAUUUUGACAAAUCUUCCAGUGAGAUGUGAGAGAGGCGCCAAGGAAUCACAAAAGCAGCAAGACUUUCAGAAAUGUCGAAAUAAUGCUUGUGUUUUUCAUGGUAACUCAGGCAAUGAUUUAUUUAGUUUUGAGCAAAAAAUGAAAAACAUGCGGUCACAUGAUUAUAGACGGAACGAGGGUAGAUAGCAGGUAAGAUGAAAGUACAACUUGAGUUUAGAAUUUCAGGCAUGAGUCAAUACAGUUAAACGACACACCUGAGCGAAUAUUGUGGACAAACGAUAGACAUGUUAUUAAUGAGUGAUGUAUGAUUAAAUCUGUGUGUGAGCCCGAUUAAUAUGACAAUAUUAAUUGACUUUCAUAUAUUCUUUCUAUUACAAUGUGCAGAGCCACACAAUGUUUUGGCCUUUUAUAACAAAUGAGACUUGUGAGAUCUGUUAAAUUUAAAAUGGUUGAACAGAGAAUAAAAAGAUUGCCAUAGCCUACAGUGA
Molecule: messenger RNA, 2344 nt
Organism: Phyllopteryx taeniolatus (common seadragon)
Lineage: Eukaryota; Metazoa; Chordata; Actinopteri; Syngnathiformes; Syngnathidae
Product: fibrous sheath CABYR-binding protein
Exons: 2
Coding region: 231-1838 (535 amino acids)
Source: RefSeq, a predicted model, not a curated record